GGUUUUCCUUGAGGUGUUGUGUUGGUUUUCUCCGCAGGUUGCUACAGUGACAGAAUAUGGGGCGUUUAUAAAAAUCCCAGGCUGCAGGAAACAAGGCCUCGUCCACAAGACUCACAUGUCCUCCUGCCGCGUGGAUAAACCCUCAGAGAUAGUGGACGUUGGGGACAAAGUCUGGGUGAAGCUUAUUGGCAAAGAGGUGAAGGAUGACAAGCUGAAGCUUUCCCUCUCCAUGAAGGUUGUGAACCAAGGCACGGGCAAAGACCUCGACCCCAACAAUGUUUCCCUUGACCAGGAUGAGAGGAAAAAACGCACGUUCAGGGACUACACUAGUCAGAAGAUCACGCUUGAAGCUGUCUUGAACACCGUGUGCAAGAAAUGCGGUUGCAAAGGUCACUUUGCCAAGGAGUGUUUCGUGCAGCCUGGAGGUACCAAAUAUAGCCUCAUCCCAGAAGAGGAGGAAGAGGAGGUGGCAGCAGCAGGAUAUGAGAGAGAGAAAAAGACCAGCACGGCUGAUGAGUCCUCAAAAAAGAGAAAAAAGCCCUGUGGCCUGCCUAUCCCUGGAGAGGGCCAACAGGCAGGAAAGGUG
This is a messenger RNA of Leptosomus discolor (cuckoo roller), 586 nucleotides long. The record is from RefSeq and is a predicted model, not a curated record. Lineage: Eukaryota; Metazoa; Chordata; Aves; Leptosomiformes; Leptosomidae.